AUGCAGCUUCUGCUGGCUGAGCUUGUGAACACUUGCCUGAGUGUCGGCAUGGUGCCAACAUGUGCCAACCUUCACAAUCUGAAGGGGCCUGGCCAAAGGCCCAUGGCCAACAUGGCCAACGUGGCCAACGUGGCCAACAUGGCCAACAUGGCCAACAGGGUACCUGCGCAAUCGCCUUUGGCAUCGGGUCCCGGCACAGACACCGCACGCCUCAUGGCCCUGGACGCGGAGGAGAAGGCGCUUAUGCAGGAGGUCUUGUCUCUGGAGCAGAGGGCCGCAGCCUUCGGACACAAGAAGGUGCCGCAGUCACCUAGAGAAUCGCCACCCGCACGCAGCCCUGGCAGCCGAAGGCGCCAGCUGCGACCACCGCAAAGCAGGGAGGAGAGCGCUGAGGAAGAGGCGGAGGUCAUCGACCCCACACCUCCUCGACCUGCGCCGAAGGGCGUUGCGCCUCCCCGAGCGGUCGAUGGACGUCAGCCCAAGGUUCCGCCACGACCGCCGCGACCUGGCCCGAGGUCACCGUGA
This is a messenger RNA of Symbiodinium natans, 525 nucleotides long. The record is from the annotation of a GenBank genome assembly. NCBI's taxonomy places the organism in Eukaryota, Dinophyceae, Suessiales, Symbiodiniaceae.